CCAAGCUCUUGUUUUCCGCAUCCACACUCUCGAGAAGUGCAAGUGCAUAGAAAAAUUACGACGCUUGCAAGAGUGAUGUCUGCAGUGCCAGCGUUUGCCUUUACUUUCAUUUCCUUUGUUUCGAUUUUUGUCAUGACAAGGCAAGCAAAGGGUAAAGGCGAUUGGCCUGUCAAGCAUUCCUAAUCAAAGGAUUUUUUUCAGUCACAUUUCAUUGCAGUGUAGAUAACGACAAGACUAACUUGAUUGACUUGGUCAAGCUUGUAAGCGCUGCCAGAAACUUGGUGAAAGUGUGGAAUAAACAUAAUAUAAUGUAAACAAAGGCCUUGUUGAUGUUGUUGUCUUCUCAUUAUUAUUCAAUUCAGAAUUCAGACAAAACAAAAUAUAAUACACAAAUGCGUCGCUUGUCGCUUUUGAGCACGUUGACAAAAAUAUCAUAGGACAGAAUUAACCCCGUUUACUAAACUGGUGACGAUGAUAUUAUUUUCAACACUGUAGACCUGAUUCUCCGUUUUCAUAGUUGAAUAGGCUCUUGCAAAUGAAAUAUACGUGCAUCAUAUUCUUUGUUUUCUGUGGUUGAAUUUUGUUUGAAUGUAUUUCUAAGUUUUUGAUUACGGUACGAAUUUUCGUGAAGAUUAUUUUGAUGAGCUUAUAAAAUAGGCUAAAAAUUCUAAAUCUGUUCUAGUGGGCUUGAAUUUUGAGAUAAAUUGCUAUGAUCAAUAUGCAUUCCGGCAAGAUAAGUUGUAUGUUGAGGAACAGUAUUUCUAAUUCCGCAAUUGAAUUAUUUUCAACUUUUGUAUCAUCGAGCUUUAGAAAGGAAUGUGCGAGCAUAAAAUUUAAACAUCCUAGUAACUUGAUUACAAGAGAGCUUUGUACUCAAUGGACUACAGCAAGGACGCUGACAACUCUGUCUCAGGCUGCAGCAGGUACAGCAGUCAGUAAGGACGAGAAACGGGAGUUCAUGGCUGUAUUCCCCGACAUAGUCAGGGAUCUCACCGAUGCUGGACGCCAUCUUGAUAUACCCGAUGCCACCAAGUGGUACGCCAAAGCGUUGCAGUAUAAUGUUCCCGGAGGAAAGAAAAACCGAGGAAUGGCAUUAGUUCUUGGAUACAAGUUUUUGGCCAAUUCAAAGGAUUUGAGCCCUGAAAAUAUGAGACUCGCUCGAAUUCUUGGAUGGUGUGUCGAAUUGUUGCAAGGCUUCUAUUUGGUGACAGAUGACAUUAUUGAUCAGGCCACAACUAGAAGAGGCAGGCCUUGCUGGUAUCGUAAUCCAGGAGUUGGAUUGACUGCUAUUAAUGACGCUCUGCUUAUUGAAAGUGGAAUAUACCAACUCUUGCGAAGACAUUUUCGCACAAAACCCUAUUAUGUGGACAUUAUUGAACUUUUUCAUGACGUUGAACUGAAAACUAAUUUUGGCCAAGCUCUUGACAUGCUGUCUGAGCAGACCAAGGACUUGAAGCUAGAGAACUUCACAAUGGAUCGUUAUAAUUCCAUAGUCAAGUAUAAAACCGCUUAUUAUACAUUCCAGCUUCCCAUAGCAUUGGCCAUGCACAUGGCGGGUAUCAGUGAUGAAGAGAAGCAUCGUCAAGCAAAAACCAUAUUGCUUGAAAUGGGUCACUUUUUCCAGGUUCAGGAUGAUUAUAUGGACUGUUUCGGAGAUCCAGAAAUAACUGGAAAAAUUGGAACCGACAUACAAGACGGAAAAUGCUCUUGGCUGGUUGUUGUCGCUCUGCAGAGAGCUACUCCACAACAGAAGAAAAUCAUCAAGGAGUGCUAUGGUUGUUCUGAUUUGGAAAAGGUUCAACGAAUCAAACAUCUGUAUGAAGAACUUGGUUUGCCAGCAACCUUCGCAACCUAUGAAGAAGAGAGUUACAAUCUCAUACAAACCCAUAUCCAGCAAAUAUCUGCUGGCCUCUCUCACGAUCUCUUCUUCACUUUACUUGAAAAGAUUUACCGACGUGAGAAUUGAGAUUGUAACCAAUGAGACUAUUAGUAUAGAGAUUACCACUAAUGAUAUUCUAUUAGUAUUGAGAUUACCACCAAUGAGAUUCUAUUAGAAUUGAGAUUAUCACUAAUGAGAUUCUACUAGUAUUUGAUGUAACUCAAGGUCUCUAAAAAGAGGUUUGGAUACCAAUGUUAUUUUUGGAGAAGACUCAAUAUGGUCAUGUGGAGCAUGUGACAUCGGGUGGUGAUUUGAAAAUCUAAUCCAAUUUUAACAAACUCAUCUCUUGGGAGCCUGAUAAGUCUAAUUCCGUCGGAAGACUUAUUAUUAUAAUUCCUUAUUUGAGGUAAGAAAUAUCCCAUUUUUUUCUGAAAAAUAGUACUAUUAUACCAAAAUAAAAAGUAAACAAACCUCAAAACUCAAAACAAGAGGCUAUAUUGAGGCAAGGUGGUGCAAUGCAUCAUCGGGGAUUGUGUCUUGACCUCUUCCUAUAGACCUUGAUAUCACAGUAUUAAUGACCAUCUUUACCAAUUUAGUCAUUAUCAUAAUAUAUAUCCUAGUUGUUGAGUGUAGUAAGAUGUCUUGUACAUUUUUACGUUUCUAUUAAAAUGUCUACUAAUACUAAAUA
This is a messenger RNA of Nilaparvata lugens (brown planthopper), 2567 nucleotides long. Its product is annotated as farnesyl pyrophosphate synthase. Gene Ontology annotation, biological process: trans, trans-farnesyl diphosphate biosynthetic process. Lineage: Eukaryota; Metazoa; Arthropoda; Insecta; Hemiptera; Delphacidae. Bases 710 to 1966 code for a protein of 418 amino acids. Gene Ontology annotation, molecular function: dimethylallyltranstransferase activity; (2E,6E)-farnesyl diphosphate synthase activity. Gene Ontology annotation, cellular component: cytoplasm. The record is from RefSeq and is a predicted model, not a curated record. The transcript is spliced from 8 exons.